Messenger RNA from Verruconis gallopava, 561 nucleotides. RefSeq lists its product as uncharacterized. Gene Ontology annotation, biological process: positive regulation of transcription by RNA polymerase II. The transcript is spliced from 2 exons. Lineage: Eukaryota; Fungi; Ascomycota; Dothideomycetes; Venturiales; Sympoventuriaceae. Gene Ontology annotation, molecular function: DNA-binding transcription factor activity, RNA polymerase II-specific; sequence-specific DNA binding. The coding region runs from base 1 to 561 and encodes 186 amino acids. The record is from RefSeq and is a predicted model, not a curated record.
AUGGCCCUUCACUCAGUAUUUUUCGCCGGACUCACGCUCUUAUACUGUUCCUGGAUACAGCCGAAGGGCAUAUACACCAUAUCAACCGCAAAUGAUAUAAACGCAUGCAGCAUUGUCCUUUAUGUUAUUACCGAAAGGUGGCCAGCCGCACGUCGCUACCGUGACAUCUUCGAAAUUCUCAAACAAAGCGUCCAAGACACAAUUGAAGAAGGUGGAUAUCGACCUAGGCGACCAAUUAAGCGCCUAAAACCAAAUUUUCAUGAAACAUUGAAGAACAUUCACCCUAGCGAUGGUGGUCGUGAUGAUUUCUCUACUCUGGUGGCCGAGAUGUCUGGUCACGACUGUGGCAUGGAUGGUUCCACAAGAACUCCUGGCUUUGCGGAUAUCCAGCAAACUCCAGGAUACUAUAACAAUGUAGGGACUGAGUCUCUUUCUGUUGAUCAGUUAGAAGGACUUGAUAUUCCAUUCGACUUCCUUGAGCAGGCCCAGGGACAAGAAUGGCUUCUGCAGGCAGACUUCGAUGCAACUGCUGGCUUUCUGAUUCCAGACUCUAUUCUUUAG